AUGCGUACUCGAAAGAAAUUGACUGCAGAUGAAGAGAGUUGUUUCAAGAAAGCAGUUGCCGAUUUGCCACGAGAUGAGAACUUGUCCGUUACAUCAAUCAUGGCAGCUCUAAAUAAUGGAAGUUUUUACAUGUCAUGCCAGUCUGCAACAGAAUUUACAAAGCAACAGAUUAGAGACAAGUAUAAGUCAUUAGUAAGAAAAGAAAAUCGCAUUGGGAAAUAGAAAAAGCAACUUCUUUUUAAGUAUAUAUUACUGUAAUUAUAAAUCAGUGUUUAACCCAAAUAAACAGUGUCAAACAAGGGCAAAAAAUGUUAACCAAUCAGCAUGUUUGUUUACAUUUUGUAAGAUUGACCAAUCAGAAUGCCUGAAAUUCACAACAUGUAAACAAAAGGAGUGAGAAAAUAACACCUUGUUCUAAGUCUCCUGUGACAUUUGUUUCCAAAUUUUCACUCUAAAGACAAACCGGACUAUUUUCCCCAUUUUCCUCGGGGGGAUUUUUUAGUUUCGAUCUAAAACGCAAAAUAUCAAUGUUUAUAAAACCCUGUUUUUACGCACUUAAACUAGCUUGGCCGAAGCAUGAAAUAUACCGAAUAUAUCUAUUAUUAUUCUACUACCUAUAUAUUAUCUUACUAAUUUUUUAGUUUUGAGCUAUUUCAAUAUUAUAUAGGCUUGUAUUUUAUCUCACUUCCUUUUCUCCGGAAAUAUGUCAGAGAGACAGAGACUCAAUCAUUUCCGGUUACUGUUAUUCUGUUGUCGGCUCUGCCCACUCUGGCGUUUGCCAAUGGAGAAUUCUUUCAAUUAACAUGUCAAUGUUGACAGCUUCAUUUUGGUGGUCGCCCUGUUGAUCGUCGUCAUUGUCGUCGGAUAAAUCAUCCUCCUCAUCACUUUCUUCACCACCAGCAGAGGGCACAGACACAUGCACAUUUGACAUGGAAUUGUUUGACCGAGGUCUUCAACUGUUUUUGAUAAUACUGUUUGACAAAUCGGGCAAUCGCUGAUGUCUGGGAGGAUGCAGACAAUGUGGAAUGAAUGUCCACAUCCACGAAAAACAUUCCACAUGGAGCUUUCUUUUUGGCAGUCGAUCAAAUUUUCUAUAAUUAUAGAAAUUUUAAAGUAAGAUUUACAUUUUAUUUUGUGUUGCUAUUUAUCAGUUUAAUACUAUUUAUAUAUUUACAUGACCUAACGACCAAGUGCACUCCAGUGAAAACUUUUCUGCCCUUGAAAAUUCUCCGUUUCGGUAACCCUGCAUCAGGGGUGGAUCCAGACCGAUGCAAAUGCAUCAGGCAGAUUACAAAAUCAGAUUACAGUAUUGUAGAUAUGUAGAUAAAAAUCAGAAAGAAAACUAUAAAAUUAUUAAAAUAUAUUAUAUAUAUAUUCAACCCCCAAAUCAUCAUAAUCAUCCUUUACAAUUUUCUCCAGCUAAUGAAUACCAAAAUCAGAUGUAAAUCAAUGUUAAAUAUCACAGCAAACAACAAAAUAUUUGUAGUGUGAUCGCGAAUUUGUAGUUUGUGUUAUUUUACGCCAAUUAACCGUAAAAUAAUUCACAACAAAUUUUUCGUGUUUCGCCUGCAUCACUGUAGAAGGCUAGAAAGUGAAUGCAUCACCUACGUCACGGUAGAUUUGAUUUGCAGCCAUUUUGCAUCACUGAAUGCAUUGGUUCCAAGACUUUUUCCGCGCAAAAUCUACUGUGACAUCAUCAAAACCAUUGUUCUAGAAGCCCCUACGUCACGGUAGACUUGUCCGCUGAGUGAUGCAUUGCAUGCAUAUUGCAGGCUCUUGCAUUGGUGGACUGAUGCAUAAUGCAUUUUCCAUUUGAUGAGCUAAAAGCUCUUGGGCAAUUGUUAUAUCUUUGAUAUUAAAAUUAUUUAAAAUGUUCCAUCUACUGUGAUGUAGCAAGACAGCCCACGCUUUCUCUAAGUCAUUGCGGCAAACAAAGGUAUGCAAAUGAAGUACGAUCUAUUGUGUUUGCUUCAAUCAAAGGGGUAAGAAGACACUGUGAAAUGAGAGUUGCUGAUUUCAUCUAGAAAACUAAACCUUGGAAUCUGUUCUCUAAAGGCAAGAAUGGAAGAGAUAUGUCGACGGAAUUGUUGAUUCCCAAACAUAUCACUGAAAAGUGGCAGUCUGGAGAACUGAGAGCUCUAAAGUAAGCAAAAUUCAUCUAUAUUUUAUCACAAUUUAACCAUUUAAUGAGUAUUUCACAAUAUAAACUGUACAAUCUUCUGCACAACAUAGUUAAAUGUGUAUACAUACUUAAUUUUGGUAUAGCUCAUUUUUCACUGCUCUGUGAGUCUGUGUUUGGGGGGCAGGGGAAGGGACUCCUGAGUCCUCUUAGUACUACGGACUACUACUGUAGGAAGCAAUUUUGUAUUGGGGGGCUGAUUAGUCAGUGGCGAUUAUUAGGUCAUUAUUUCCAUCUCAAAAUUUACAGGUCAUCGCUAGUUUACAAAUUAUUGGGGGGGGGGGGGGCUGAAGCCCCCCAGCCCAGGGCUUGAAAUAACAGCCGAUUACCGGCAACAAAUACCUUAUGAUUAUUUCAAGCACUGCCAGCCCCCCCUGUUGGUAGUGCCCUGUCUUAGGGAACUUGAGGCAGCAAUAGAUGAUACACUAGCUGGACAAAUUUCAUCUGUGUUUACAUAGCAGUAACAGGACAAUGUUCUGUUUAAUCCCUAAGGGCUAUUGCCUAUUUAGCUAUUGUAAAUAUUGUGAGCUAUAUUGUCUUGCAAGUUGCGAAUAUCAAUAAUGUACCCAGGUUUGAGGAAUUGCCUACAAUUAUUCCUCAAUAAUCGAUUUUGUGUAAAUUCCAUCUCGCGUGUCAGUCAUUUCCUUGAUAAAUAUAUUGGAACAAAUAUUGUAUAAAUGAUAUUGUUCACCCUAACAAAAAAAGUCUAUAGGCCUGGCCUAUAGGCCAACCUAUAGGUUUCUAUAGGAAACCUAUAGGUUUUUAUAGGCAAUUGGAACAUUUUCUAUAGGUGACAUAUAGGGAUGCCUAUAAGUCUAUAGAGCUCUAUAGGUGCCUAAAGGCUUCUAUAGGGAAUUGGAACAAUUCCUAUAGGAACCUAUAGGCCACCUAUAGACUUUUUUCGUAAGGGCAAACUAUUACAGUUAAUAAUUAAUUAUCAGGAAUAAUAUAUACAAAUAUGCAAUUUUUUUAUAUUAUGAAUUAUAUUAUAUAGAACUAGAGGUGAUGGAAAUCGCCUCUACAGAACCUGUUCAAAAUUACUUUGUGGCAUUGAAGAUCUCUGUGGUUUGCUGAGAGACUUGACAAGCAUUGAGCUCUUUAAUAACCAAGAGUUUUAUGCUUUCCAUCCAUACGUCAAAGAGAAAUCACAUGUAUUCCAGGCAGACAAUACUGCGUUUUCUGCCACAGCAUCUGAUUCUGCAUUGGGUGAUGGGUACAACAGGAAAGAUCCCAGCAGCAGGGUGACGGUUGUAAAAAGAGAAGCUAUCAGAAAUACUACUGGUGGAACCUAUGCCUCUCUUAUGUGUGUAUUUGACUUGUCUACUGGAAUGGGUGUUAUUUCAUUUCAAAAUGGAACUAUAUGGCCACGACUAUUCCAUAACAACAUUAAAACUAAACUUGUCCAGGAAGCUAAGCUAAUUCUUAUGUGGAUAACUCAUGGUAUCCAUAUUCUUCCUGGGAUGAGUAAGGAUUUUCAGCCAAAUCAUUUUGUACCACUUGUGGAAUUUAUUACAAAGUCUGCAGAGAAGAAGAAAUUACCUCAACAAUUACCUAUUUAG
Molecule: messenger RNA, 3738 nt
Organism: Paramuricea clavata
Lineage: Eukaryota; Metazoa; Cnidaria; Anthozoa; Malacalcyonacea; Plexauridae
Source: the annotation of a GenBank genome assembly